Molecule: messenger RNA, 567 nt
Organism: Exophiala bonariae
Lineage: Eukaryota; Fungi; Ascomycota; Eurotiomycetes; Chaetothyriales; Herpotrichiellaceae
Exons: 2
Coding region: 1-567 (188 amino acids)
Source: RefSeq, a predicted model, not a curated record
AUGGCAAACACAACGGAAGAACUUCACGAGAAAUUUGAACCUCACCCAAAUCCGCAAAACCUGACCAGCAAUGAGUCGCAAAGCGUCGAUUAUGAACCACAUCCGGAGAACUCAUUGAAGAUCUCAGCGGAGCACCAGGAAAUAGUCCGGGCCAUUACUGCGCUGUAUUCUGGCAGUAGUAACGAGAAAGACAUGAAUGUCUACGCCGAAAAGGCGAUAUAUGAUGAUCCGUUAUCAUAUUGCGAUACCAGAUACAAGAUAGCGGGCCAAUGGUACGGACUGCCCAAGAUAUUCAGCAAGCUGGAAACCAAGAAGACAGAGGUUGUCAAGGACAGCCCAUCUGAGAUUGUGUUCAAGUUGAGGCAGGAGUAUACACUCAAGGCCAUCAAUAAGGGGAAAGAGGUCGACUCUCUGGUUUCGCUGGGGUUGGAUGAUGAUGGGAAGGUGAGAUACCAUAAGGAUAUGUGGAAUUCCAAGGAUUAUUCUCAUACGGGGGUUGGCAUGCUGAUCAAAACACUGAAUGGGGAUCAUCUCACUAAGAUCACGCAGCCGCCGGAAUCAUUGUAA